AUGGGGAGCGGCGCUGCGGAGAGGGGCCAGACUCACAGGCGGCCAGUGCUCCUUCCCUUCCUACUGUCUUUGUUCUGCCAGGCGCUCUCUGAGCAGAUCCGCUACAGGAUUCCCGAAGAAAUGCCCAUGGGUUCGGUAGUGGGGAACCUCGCCAAGGACCUAGGGUUCCGUGUCCUGGAGUUACCGACUCGAAAACUGCGUAUCAGUUCAGAGAAGUCUUACUUCACUGUGAGCUCAGAGACAGGGGAACUGCUUGUGAGCGGCAGGCUAGACAGGGAGCAGAUAUGCGGGAGGCAGCCAGUUUGUGCUCUGGAUUUUGAGGCUGUUGCUGAAAAUCCACUGAACUUUUACCACGUGAGCGUGGAGAUUGAGGACAUUAAUGACCACGCGCCAAAAUUUGCGCAUGUUUUCUUUGAUCUGCAAAUAAGUGAGUCUGCUCAGCCAGGCACACGAUUUAUAUUAGGAUCGGCCCACGAUGCAGACAUAGGUACCAAUGCACUACAGAAUUACCAACUUAGUCCCAAUGAAUAUUUCUCACUCUUGAGUAAAGAGAAAUCAGAUGGCAGUAAAUACCCGGAGAUGGUAUUGAAGACACCUUUAGACCGGGAAAAGCAGAAAUCCUACCGCUUGACAUUGACUGCUUUGGACCUGGGGGAGCCACCUCUCAGCAGCACUGCACAGAUACAAGUCCUAGUGACUGAUGCCAAUGAUAACCCUCCAGUGUUCAGCCAAGAGAUAUAUAGGGUGAGCCUCCCAGAAAACGUACGUCCAGGAACCACUGUGCUUCAGGUGACUGCUACCGACCAGGAUGAAGGUGUCAAUGCCGAAAUCACUUUCUCUUUCAGCGAAGCUGGCCUGAGACCUGAGUUUGACCUGAAUUCUAAUACUGGAGAGAUUAUUAUUCUAAAUACAUUAGAUUUUGAAGAGAUCAAAGAGUAUUCUUUUGUUUUGGAAGCAAAGGAUGGUGGAGGAAUGAUUGCACAAUGUACAGUGGAGAUAGAAGUCCUAGAUGAAAAUGACAAUGUCCCAGAAGUGAUAUUCCAAUCGCUACCCAACCUAAUUAUGGAGGACUCUGAGCUAGGUACACUCGUUGCUUUGCUGAAAAUCCGUGACAAGGAUUCUGGUCACAAUGGAGAAGUUAUUUGUAAAUUAGAAGGUGAUACUCCAUUUAAAAUACUCACUUCGUCAAGAAAUACAUAUAAGUUAGUGACGGAAAGGGUUCUAGACCGCGAGAAGAACCCAGAGUACAACGUAACCAUCACAGCCACUGACCGGGGUAAGCCGCCUCUCUCUUCCAGCUCAAGUAUCACCCUGCACAUUGGUGAUGUAAACGACAACGCUCCAGUUUUCCAACAGACCUCCUAUGUAGUCUACAUAGCAGAAAACAACCCUCCUGGAGCCUCCAUCGCUCAAGUCAGCGCCUCCGACCCAGAUCUGGGGCCCAACGGCCAAGUCUCCUACUCCAUCGCGGCCAGCGACCUGGAGCCUCGGGCAUUGUUAUCCUACGUGUCUGUGAGCGAACAGAGCGGCGUGGUGUUCGCACAGCGAGCCUUCGACCACGAGCAGCUGCGUUCUUUUGAGCUGAUUCUGCAGGCUCGUGACCAUGGUUCGCCCGCGCUCAGCGCCAACGUGAGCCUGCGCGUGUUGGUAGGCGACCGCAACGACAACGCGCCGCGGGUGCUCUACCCCGCGCUGGCGCCCGAUGGCUCAGCGCUCUUCGACACUGUGCCGCGCGCCUCGGAGCCCGGCUACCUGGUCACCAAGGUGGUGGCGGUGGACGCUGACUCUGGACACAAUGCCUGGUUGUCCUACCACGUGCUGCAGGCCAGCGACCCCGGACUCUUCAGCCUGGGGCUACGCACUGGCGAGGUGCGCACUGCUCGCGCCUUGGGCGAAAGGGACUCAGCCCGCCAGCGCCUGGUGGUCGCUGUGCGUGAUGGUGGCCAGCCGCCUCUUUCGGCCACCGCCACGCUGCAUCUGGUCUUCGCGGACAGCCUGCAGGAGGUACUGCCAGACCUCAGUGACCGCCCUGUACCCCCUGACCCCCAGGCGGAGCUACAGUUCUACCUGGUGGUGGCCUUGGCCUUGAUCUCAGUGCUCUUCCUCCUGGCAGUGAUUUUGGCUAUUGCCCUGCGCCUGAGGCACUCCUCCAGCCAUGAGGCUUGGGGCUGCUUUCAACCUGGAAUGUGCACCAAGUCUGGGCCUGUGGUUCAGCCCAACUACAGUGAGGGAACUCUGCCUUAUUCCUAUAAUCUCUGCGUUGCACAUAUGGGAAAAACAGAGUUUAAUUUCCUACAAAGUAGUGAUCCACUGAGUUCAGGACAAGAUAUACUCUGCAGUGAGUCACCAGGAACUUUGUUUUCACUUUGUAAUUCCAGUGAGUCAACCUCCCAUCAGGUAAACAAGACACAUAUGCCCCGGGAAUAUUCUGAAAGGAUCCUGUAG
Messenger RNA from Marmota monax (woodchuck), 2445 nucleotides. RefSeq names its product protocadherin gamma-B4-like. The coding region runs from base 1 to 2445 and encodes 814 amino acids. Gene Ontology annotation, biological process: homophilic cell-cell adhesion. The transcript has 2 exons. NCBI's taxonomy places the organism in Eukaryota, Metazoa, Chordata, Mammalia, Rodentia, Sciuridae. Gene Ontology annotation, cellular component: plasma membrane. Gene Ontology annotation, molecular function: calcium ion binding. The record is from RefSeq and is a predicted model, not a curated record.